UUUUUGGUUAUUUCCUGUUUUUAUCAGAAUCAUUAAACAACAUUCAAGCUCCAGUGAACUACACUACCAAACCCUUCAGGCAUUAAAAGACAAGGAAGAAGAAACUGAACUCACCUUAAAACAGGAACAAGAAGCUAACAUAAUUGCCAAGACAGAAACAAUGGAAAGAUUGAGAAAGUUAGAAGAACAACAAUUCCAAAUUUCAGAAAACUUGACCAUCACUCAAAAAAAACUAGCUGAUGAGAAAACUCAGAAGAAAGAACUUACCUUGCAAGUGAGAACUCUCAAAACCACGUUAGAAAACACACGUCAAGAACUGUCGGACUACAAGCAAAAAGCUCAGCGUAUUCUUCAGUCUAAAGAUCGACUGAUAGCAAGUCUGAAAGAGACAAGGGGCAUCAAUAAUGAAAAUUUAGAGAAAACAUCAAACCCAACAGCAGCAGCUUACAAAGCAGAUCUUGAAGAACUACAUCAAGAUCGAGAUCAGUUAAAAGAAGAAUUGGAAAAUUCCAAAAUAAACAUAGAAGCUUUGAAAGCAGAGCUACAAGAAAUGGCAGAAAAUUACCAAAAUGAAGUUGAAUCUAACCAAGAGCAGUUAAGGUCAUUAAAAGAACAGCUUCAGGAAGAACAUCAGUGUAGAGAGGAUUUGGAACAAGAAAAUCUUCAAAACAUUGAGGAAUUAAAGUACCUCAGAGAAGAUCUAACCCACACCAAGACCACCUUACAAGGCAGAAUUCAUGACAGGGAGUUAGAAAUUGAUAAACUAAGGAAGCAGCUUACGGCCAAGGCUCUCAACACAAACAGUCAGGCAGAACUGGAGUCACGUCUACAUGCAUUGACUGAGAACUUAAUCCAAAAACAAACAUUAGUAGAAGCUUUGAGCACUGAAAAGAACUCUCUUUUUCUACAAUUGGAACGCCUGGAGCAACAGAUGAAAGAUUCCCAGUUCCACACACCACGAGGACCCACAACAGUGGUAGGGAUUGGUCACUCAGAUGAUAGUAAUCUUCAGUGUUCAAAGUCUCGAGUGUCUGGGUUCUUUGCAGAAAAUCCAUAUGAUGGAACAGUAACACGCCGUGUGAAAAAAGCCUAUGGAAUAGUUGAUUCUUUUAGUAUUCGACUGGGUGUAUUUCUGAGACGCUAUCCUAUGGCACGAGUUUUUAUGAUAUUUUAUAUGGUCUUGCUUCAUUUCUGGGUGAUGGUAGUUCUGUGUACUUACCAACCAGAAAUCCACAGCCCAAACUAUCAUCCAAACAACACACUAUGAUCAUCCAGGCAACCGGCAACUCUUGCAAUGUUGUGAAGCAUGUACAUAAGUUCUACUAUGGUUAUAGGAAGGAUGUUAAAAAAUUUUGUACAAGAUAAUUAUAAUUUAUCAACUGUGUGGCUACCUUGGCCUUGCCCACCAUUCACAGCCAAUGUAGGUGUAACCACAGACCUUUUACAAUAUUAGCUGUGAGACUUUCCUGUUUGUAAAGAGUAGUAAAGUUUAUUUUACUUGUAUGGCUCUUCACGAUAAAUUGAGCAUUGAGUUAGUUCUUUUCUUUAGCUCUUGGAGUGGUGAAAAGCCAGUGUACUUUUUCAUAUUGUAUAUUUUUUUCACAAGUCUAGACCUGCUUCUCUAAAUAACAUUCUUUUAUCAUUAAGUGAAGGAACAACUGUUGACAGAAGAAUAAAACCCAUUCCCAGGUUUU
This is a messenger RNA of Limulus polyphemus (Atlantic horseshoe crab), 1694 nucleotides long. RefSeq names its product golgin subfamily A member 5-like. The record is from RefSeq and is a predicted model, not a curated record. Lineage: Eukaryota; Metazoa; Arthropoda; Merostomata; Xiphosura; Limulidae. The transcript is spliced from 10 exons. Gene Ontology annotation, cellular component: Golgi membrane; Golgi cisterna. The annotation marks the transcript as partial. Gene Ontology annotation, biological process: retrograde transport, vesicle recycling within Golgi; Golgi organization.